GCGCGAGCCGCCCCGCGCCUGCGCGCUGCAGUCCACGCAUGGUGAGGCACGGGCCGCCUGAGCGUGCGCCUCCUGUGUCCCAUGACUGACGGAGUCUGCGUCCUGUACCUCGGCUGGCACCUGCAAGCGUGAAGGAGGCGGUCCACGAACUGGUGUUGCAGGGCGGUGGAGUGCUAGCGGGUCCGGUGUCCAGCAGGGAAGAUGAACGGCCCCAGCCCCAGGUCCAGCCACCUGUCGCAGCCAGUGGUGAAGAGCGUUCUGGUGUACCGCAAUGGGGACCCUUUCUUCGCCGGGCGCCGUGUCGUCAUUCAUGAGAAGAAGGUGUCCAGCUUCGACGUCUUUCUCAAGGAAGUGACAGGCGGCGUGAAGGCGCCCUUUGGGGCGGUUAGGAACAUCUACACCCCGAGGACGGGCCACCGCAUCCGGAAACUGGACCAGAUUGAGAGCGGGGGCAACUACGUGGCCGGGGGCCAGGAAGCCUUCAAGAAACUCAAUUACUUGGACAUAGGAGAAACCAAGAAAAGACCAAUGGAAGCUGUUAAUACUGAGGUAAUGCAAAUUCCGUUUUGA
Molecule: messenger RNA, 570 nt
Organism: Cricetulus griseus (Chinese hamster)
Lineage: Eukaryota; Metazoa; Chordata; Mammalia; Rodentia; Cricetidae
Source: RefSeq, a predicted model, not a curated record